Messenger RNA from Budorcas taxicolor (takin), 612 nucleotides. RefSeq names its product phospholipase A2 inhibitor and Ly6/PLAUR domain-containing protein-like. Gene Ontology annotation, cellular component: extracellular region. NCBI's taxonomy places the organism in Eukaryota, Metazoa, Chordata, Mammalia, Artiodactyla, Bovidae. Bases 1 to 603 code for a protein of 200 amino acids. The record is from RefSeq and is a predicted model, not a curated record. Gene Ontology annotation, molecular function: phospholipase inhibitor activity. The transcript is spliced from 5 exons.
AUGAAGCCUUCCAUGAAAUCCGAGACCUUCCUGCUGGCCUCCGCUCUGCUCUGCACCCUCCUGGGUCUGGGGUAUCCACUGAGCUGUGAGGUGUGUGUCAGUGACGGUCCCAGUUGCACUGGGAAACUGCAGCCUUGUGCCCCAGAUGAGGACUCCUGCGUCGUUGUCGUGACCGAGACCAACAGAAAGGCCUCCUUGGUGGUGACCAGCUACAAGGGGUGUGUGAAAUCCAGCGAGUGUGAUUCCAGAUUCUUCGGCAUCACCGUGAACCCUGAGAACUACAUGGGUUCCAAGAGGCGCUGCUGCCAGAAGGAUGGCUGCAACCAGGACCCCCUGCCUGCGUUCGUGAGAAACCAAACAGAGAAUGGCCUUCGCUGUCCUUCCUGCAUCGCUGCCUUUACGGAAACAUGCACUGCCAGUGAGGAAGCGCUCUGCGUUGGCGAGGAAACCCGCUGUGUCAUCGUGUCUGGCCUCAUGCAACCUGCAGGUGUCAGAUUUGCUGCCCGGGGCUGUGGUAUGGAGACCGCCUGCCACACCAAGCCCGGAACCCUGGUGCCCUCAGGCGCUCGUUUGUUCACCAUCAAGAAGACCAGCUGUCUUUGAACCCCCAGG